Messenger RNA from Coregonus sp. 'balchen', 7390 nucleotides. NCBI's taxonomy places the organism in Eukaryota, Metazoa, Chordata, Actinopteri, Salmoniformes, Salmonidae. The record is from the annotation of a GenBank genome assembly.
AUGUGGGGUCACAACCAAGGUAAAUGUUUGCAAACCCAUUUCCUUUGUCUGUACCACUCUUACAAUUUAUAGUGUAGGUAAUUUGGCUCAUAUUCUAUAUGAAUCUCUCCUUGUAUAGGAAACCAGCAUCCCUCUGGCUACAAUGUGAACCCAAGCGGGUGUGAACCGCCAAUGCCAGGUGGGGGAUACCCUGGCGGGUACCCCGCUGGAACCAUCCAGCCCCCAGUAUGCCCUCCCUACCAGCCCCCCUCUGCUUGCUACCCUGUGCCACCAUCCUAUCCAGUGCAGGGUCCCCAUGGAGGUCAUGGGCAUGGGCACGAUCAUGGGCACGGUCAUGGGCAUGGGCACGGACCUCACGGCCAUGAUCAUGGACACGGUCAUGGGCCUCGUGGAGGACACGGAGGGCACGGUCAUGGAGGACACGGAGGGCACGGUCGCGGAGGGCACGGCCAUGGGCAUGGUCAUGGGCACGGCCAUGAGCAUGGGCACGGUCAUGGGCACGGUCAUGGAGGCAGGCACAGGCACAAGCAUGGGCAUUUGCAUGGUGGUUGUCACAAGCAAGGGAAGCAGAGUCAUGGGGUAAGAUACAUAUUUUUAGUCUAAAACUAAUUGAAGGUGCUACGUAGUAAAAUCUCUGUUAAAUUGAAAGAAUUUACACUACCGUUCAAAAGUCUCAAGAAGGCCAGUUUUAUUGCUUCUUUAAUCAGCACAACAGUUUUCAGCUGUGCUGAAAUAAUUGCAAAAGGGUUUUCUAAUGAUCAAUUAGCCUUUUUCAAUGAUAAACUUGGAUUAGCAAACACAACGUGCCAUUGCAACACAGGACUGAUGGUUGCUGAUAAUGGGCCUCUGUACGCCUAUGUAGAUAUUCAAUAAAAAAUCAGCCGUUUCCAGCUACAAUAGCCAUUUACAACAUUAACAAUGUCUACACUGUAUUUCUGAUCAAUUUGAUGUUAUUUUAAUGGACAAAAAAAUUGCUUUUCUUUCGAAAACAAGGACAUUUCUAAGUGACCCCAAACUUUUGUUGAAUUAAGGGUGUGCCUUUUCUGUUUCUCCUCCAUCCAGUGUUCAAGCAGCUCCUGCAGCAGUGACUCCGACUAGAGCCUGCAGUCAGAGGGACAUGACUUAUCGUCUUAUCAGCCAUAAGAGACCUGGACCUCUCUCUCCCCCAGUGCUUUAGUAUAGCCCCAGAACCAAUCCCAAAUCCCCAUCCCUAAUGUAUGUACGCUACAAAACCAUAUCUCUCUCCCGCUCAUAUGAUUUAUUUUCUAUAACAGUAAUGUCAAUAAAUAGUGAAUAUUGUCUGAUUUUAAAAAAGCAUGAUGGUUUCUUUUAUGUAGAAGAAUUAAAGGACAGAGGAAAACGUCUCUUUUCUUGGUGUAUGCCAAAAUUAUAAAAAUAAAUGUCCAAUUACUGUGUAGAUCAGGGUUCUUCAAUUCCGGUCCUGGAGGGCCGAAACACUUCUGUUUUUUAUUUCUACCUGGUAGUUAAUUGCACUCACCUGGUGUCCCAGGUCUGAAUUAGCCCCUGAUUAGAAGGAGAGGAUGAAAAACAGAGGUGUUUCGGCCCUCCAGGACCGGAAUUGAAGAACCCUGGUGUAGAUCAUAACUACAACCCACAGUAUAUGUUUUUGAUAUUUCAAUUAUUGUGGGCCUGGGGAAAUUCGGAUUUGUUCAUGGGUAUUUGUUUAUCCGAGCCACGCUAUAAUUGUAACCCUGCCUAGUUUCCUCAUAAAGUCAGGAAUUCCUAAACUUUGAUUUGUAGGAACCUAAAAUCAAAAGUGGUGCUUGCUUGUGUCUCCGCCCUAACAAUGGGAUUCGUUGUCCACAGAGCAGAACGGUGGGCUGUCUUUGGAUUGGUGGAUACAUCUCAUUAUGUGAAUACUUUUUAAAAUAUUUGAUGGGGAUGUUGACGUCAACCACCUGUAUUCAAUGGAGAGAGAGAUGCUAUGCUAGCCUCAUGAAUAUUCAUAGGCCGUCUCAAAUUUCAGCAGACAACUCCAAUAUAAACUGUUGCCGGGAUGUCACAUGCAUCACACUUAUAUCAGUACACUCCUAACAACCUAAGCAUUACGAAACUUAUAUUAGAUCAAAUAAGCCUCACGUAUUAAAAUAGCAAUUCAUUUUUAUCUUGACUAAAUUCGACACUAAUUGCCCUCCAUACAAAAACUCCUCACUUGCUUAAUCAUUAAUGAUCUGCUUAAUGUGGACAGAUUUUGGGCAGAGUAAAUCCUCUCGCUUAGCCUCUUCCUCUGGCAGAGAGGUUUGAAGUAGUGAUGGGAGAACAAGGCUUUCUGAAGCCUUUGGGGCUUUCACCAAAUUGUGCCAAAGAAACUUUGGAGCUUUUAACACGAUGCACAUUAGUGACAUCUGCUGGUCAGCAAUAAACAUCAUUUGAUGUUCAGAUAGAAGUAGUAUUACUGUUAGGAGGUUUGCCUCCAAAACAGGGCCGGCCGCAGAACAAAUCUGUUGGACGGGCAUUUGAUUUCCAUAGGGGGGCACGUUUUUUUGUCAUGGGACCACCUAUGUGGAUAUAUGUAUGUAUAAAAAAAACAAGGCCUUUGUUACAACUAUGAAACAGAAAGCAUUGGUGUCGGAACCCGGUAUAAGCUUCUUUUAUAACGUCAAAAUAUAAAUAAAUAUCAUAACCACAAAGACAUGUAACGUUACAGCAUGAUUAUAGCAGGUUUACUAAUGCAUUAGUUAUAUUAGCUAUGCUGACUAUGACUUUACUUUAGCUAAUAUGGUGACAACAAUGUAAGCAAACGGAACAAAACAGGGAUAAACAUACCUGAAUUUGUCCAAUAAAAACUAUUGUUUGCAACUAUUGGACUAAUGAUUUCACCCUAUAUCAGCUAGAUGCAGGCAAGAGUGUGCAAGCCGGUAUUGAAUGUCACUGUAUGUCCACGUGUCACUGUCUGUCACCUCAAAUUUGUCUCUCAACCUGUGUGCACCUACGUUGUAAACUGUCAUUCAUAGGCUAGGUUGUAGCAACCUCAUGAUGGGUAUAGGGAAAAUUUGAGUAUCAUGUAGUAGCCUAAACCUAUCGCUGUUACAUUGAACUGGGUGAAUGGAAUAUGAAUGACAGUCAUCCAAUAUGCUGUAAUAUAAAUAAAGACCAUGCUCAUGAAAAAAAAUCGUCCUCCCUCAUCUUAAACGGCACUGACUGCCACUGAUGUCCACUGUCAGAAGAGUUUGCAGCAGAUUGUUGUAUUGGUGCUUCAACGCUCCAGAUUCCAUGCAUGAUUACAGUAGUUAAUGGACGCGUUCGAGUGGAUUACUUUUAUCAAGUCGGUCACCGCCUUUCAAAGUGUGUUGCAUUCAUGUCGACUACAUGAACUUGACGAAAUCAUGUGAUCAAAGGUCAGUUUCUGCAGUUGCUCUUCACCAACUUCAUCCAGCAGCCAUCACCUGCAUUGUGGGAGGCUCUAUUGUCAACCAAUCAUUAGUGUGUUUUUGUUUGACCCAUGCGAAUGUGAUCAAAGACGUGACUGAAACAGGAACUAAUUUGCCUCAAUUCAUGUGUACAGUGAAUAAAUAAAUGUGAUUGAGGCUCUCUCUCACUAAUUGAUCGUAUAAUGUACACACAUGGCGUGUUUCUCAAAAUGCAUACUACUGUGCUCCGAGCACGCACAUUGGAGCACAGGAGGGUCAGAGUACGAGUCCAAAUCAAAGUAUGCGAAACGGAGCACGGAGGGCACUUCUCUAAUGCGUACUGUGUUUGGACAUAUUUUGAAGCGUGCAUCGAUGCAAGCUUCGAUCUCUGGCUUUAUAAGUGGGUUGGACUGUUGAGCGCUACAUCCUGAGGGGUUCGUGCUGAUUGUACGGAGAUUGUGACAGCCAGUUAAAUGGCGUCCCUUGACAAGGCAAGAACAAGAUGUAUGUCAGGAGAAGUGCAGUAUUAUCAUAAGGAGCCUUAUACUUGGAAUAUGGAGGAGGAAUGGAGGGGAAAAGAGAGGCAGAGGAGGUCUAAGAGAGAGAGGGAGGAAGAGGGUGAGCUUGAGUCGGUUAAAAAUGGCGGAAAAAAGGGAGAUGGUUUGUUAAAGAAGAAUGGUAGAAAGUGUAAGCAGAGUGAGUUGAAGACAGGAGGAGAAAUGGAAGUGAAUGAGGGCGAAGUAUCGGAGGUGUUAGGUGUUGAGCCUGUGGCUUGCACCGAGGGUCAGGAUAAAGACGAGUCUGUGACAGUAGCAGUGAAGUGUUCAAUGAUAUCAACUGUUCUUGUGCCUUUGUAAUAAAACUGUAAUUACUUUGAGCAACAUUUUAUUAGCAUGUUAUUACAUAAUACUUUGCUAAUUGCAUUUUAUUUGCAUAGCAAUGAGCUAAGAGUUUUUGUAACUACUGUACACAAGAGGAAUUGUGACUGUUCCUUGUUCCACUUAUGUAAUAACUCUAUUAUUAUGCCAUUAUAAAGCAAUUUCUACAGUCCUAUGUAAGUAACAAUAGUGUUGCUAUCGUAAUAAUCACAAAGUUACUACACAUGCAUAAGAACUUAAUGCUGUGUUACUGUAUUACCUUAUGUCUCACUCAUUAUGAAAAUGUAUUUGUUAGUCAUUUUGAAGCCGCAAAAGUGGUCUACUCUAAUGUUGAGGUGAUUCCAUCUCCCUCAUGUAUUUAAUUCUAGGCUAUAUUAAGAUUCAUAUCUAAGAGCCCUCCAAACCAUGUGCGUAUGAUCAUAUAUUUAGACUAAUUCAACUAACUGUUGUAGUUUCUGGUUCUUCAUCAAAUAUUUGGUUGCCAUCAAAUACAUUUUCAAAAUUAUUAAGACCUGAGAAGAGAAUAUUGCAGCUAAAAGCUGAAUUGCAGUAUACAUAUCGCAUAUACAGUACAUAUAAAUAAUACAUUAUAAUACAUUUUAUAAAACCCAAUGGACCAUAUGCACUAUUUAAUUGAAACUGAAUUCUUUGUCAAAUGAAAUAAAUAUUGGCCAAUUAUUUUAUACAUUCAUCAAUUUACAUAAAAACAUAAAAAUGACUGGCCCUCUAUUGCCAUCACCCUCACGCCCCCUCGACAAACACACACACACGGACAGAUAUCUGUUUAGUUUAUGAUGAGAGAUUUGGGGAGUGGUGAAGGAAGUGAGGUGUAAAGGUGUGUCUCUCUCUACAGUAUAAUUAAGAGUUAUUUCUCUGGAAGCCAUGCAGACAGAACCCUGACUGGAACUACAUCACAGUAAGUACAAUAUUUCUAAAUAUGCCUUAUUUUGACACUUUAAUUUAAAAUAACCAUGUUUUUUUAAAGAGACAUGUAAAACAUGAUUGAUAAAGCUAGCUCUUUAAUUGAUGUGUUACAGUACUUUGAACUAUGGGAGACUUUAACAUUGCCAAUGCAGGGAAAUAUGUAAGAUCAUAGGGGAGAAAGACAAAUAGCGAACAAUUAGCUUCCUGUUUUCUUUGUUCUUAAUGUGAUUUUUUACCAACUUAGGGACAUGUUUACUAAGUGUUUAUUCCUGUAAUAUUCCAGAUGGAAUAAAAGACCAAAAACAAAACAAAGCUAAAAUGUUGUAUUCCAUCUGGAAAAGUGCGAUUUCUGCAAUAAUGCUAAUUCUUAAGUCAUCAAGAAAGUUGUUUAUUUGACCCUUGUUAGUGCUUAAUUUUCCAGCAAAUACUGGGAUAAAUACUUAGUACCUGCAUAAAAUAUCAAUUAAUUCAGUAACUUUGGUGCUUACUGAUUACCUCAGUGCUUUCAAUGCUCCAUCCAGUGGAAAUCUAUAAGAAUGCCAUCAGAACUUACAUUGAAAUACCAUAUUAUAUACAGUAUCUUGACAUUAAUGUCAAAGCAAUUAUGUUUUAUAAGUAUCUGAGAAAAACUGUUUAUAAAGGUAUCUGUGCAGACAGUAUUUACCUGUUAACUACAUGAAUAAAAAGCAUUGCAAAAGGAUUCAAAAAUAUAUAUGUUGGCCAACACCCCACUGUUGCUUUCCCUGGAAUGGAACAUUGGUUUUAGUGUGCAGCCAGCAGCCCCAUCUGUCUAGUACACUAUUGUUCAACAUGUUUGCAAAUUUUCCACAACCAGUCAGACUGGUUAGAUGUGACCUGUGACUGAAUGUAGCCCUGCCCUGUGACACAAAACAGGUGGCGAUAUGUUGAUAAGGACUUCAUCCAUCUCUAGGUUCCAUUUUAGCAAAACAUAAUCAUAAUAAUGCAUAAGUAUUUUUUCCAUUUCAGGGUUUUGAUCUGAAACAUCGAGAUGUGGGGUCACAACCAAGGUAAAUGUUUGCAAACCCAUUUCCUUUGUCUGUACCACUCUUACAAUUUAUAGUGUAGGUAAUUUGGCUCAUAUUCUAUAUGAAUCUCUCCUUGUAUAGGAAACCAGCAUCCCUCUGGCUACAAUGUGAACCCAAGCGGGUGUGAACCGCCAAUGCCAGGUGGGGGAUACCCUGGCGGGUACCCCGCUGGAACCAUCCAGCCCCCAGUAUGCCCUCCCUACCAGCCCCCCUCUGCUUGCUACCCUGUGCCACCAUCCUAUCCAGUGCAGGGUCCCCAUGGAGGUCAUGGGCAUGGGCACGAUCAUGGGCACGGUCAUGGGCAUGGGCACGGACCUCACGGCCAUGAUCAUGGACACGGUCAUGGGCCUCGUGGAGGACACGGAGGGCACGGUCAUGGAGGACACGGAGGGCACGGUCGCGGAGGGCACGGCCAUGGGCAUGGUCAUGGGCACGGCCAUGAGCAUGGGCACGGCCAUGAGCAUGGGCACGGUCAUGGGCACGGUCAUGGAGGCAGGCACAGGCACAAGCAUGGGCAUUUGCAUGGUGGUUGUCACAAGCAAGGGAAGCAGAGUCAUGGGGUAAGUUACAUAUUUUUAGUCUAAAACUAAUUGAAGGUGCUACGUAGUAACAUCUCUGUUAAAUUGAAAGAAUUUACACUACCGUUCAAAAGUCUCAAGAAGGCCAGUUUUAUUGCUUCUUUAAUCAGCACAACAGUUUUCAGCUGUGCUGAAAUAAUUGCAAAAGGGUUUUCUAAUGAUCAAUUAGCCUUUUUAAAUGAUAAACUUGGAUUAGCAAACCCAACGUGCCAUUGCAACACAGGACUGAUGGUUGCUGAUAAUGGGCCUCUGUACACCUAUGUAGAUAUUCCAUAAAAAAUCAGCCGUUUCCAGCUACAAUAGCCAUUUACAACAUUAACAAUGUCUACACUGUAUUUCUGAUCAAUUUGAUGUUAUUUUAAUGGACAAAAAAAUUUGCUUUUCUUUCGAAAACAAGGACAUUUCUAAGUGACCCCAAACUUUUGUUGAAUUAAGUGUGUGCCUUUUCUGUUUCUCCUCCAUCCAGUGUUCAAGCAGCUCCUGCAGCAGUGACUCCGACUAGAGCCUGCAGUCAGAGGGACAUGACUCCGUGCAGUCAACUUCCUCUUAUCAGCCAUAAGAGACCUGGACCUCUCUCUCCCCCAGUGCUUUAG